CUCAAGAAUAUCUAAGGGACAGCUCCAGUAUUCAAGAGGAGAAGGCAGGAGGCCCCCGUCAUAAAGAGGAGCUGACUUGGUUGUUGGAGUUCGUACCUGCGAACCAUUUCAGCACAAAGGCUAUAGAAACACCCCCUCUAACCUCUGGGCUUUUGCACUGUGUGGUGUAGAUGGAGCAGAUGCGGAACGAGCUGCUUCAGGAGCGAGCCGUGAAACAAGACUUAGAGUGUGACAAGAUUUCCCUGGAGAGACAGAACAAGGACUUAAAGAGCCGGAUUAUCCACCUGGAAGGUUCCUACAGGUCCAGCAAAGAGGGGCUGGUGGUGCAGAUGGAGGCCAGGAUCGCAGAGCUGGAGGACCGUCUGGAGAGCGAGGAGAGGGACCGGGCCAGCCUCCAGGUCAGCAACCGCCGGCUGGAGCGGAAGGUGAAAGAGCUAGUGAUGCAGGUGGACGAUGAGCACCUGUCGCUGACAGAUCAGAAGGACCAGCUGAGCUUGCGCUUGAAAGCAAUGAAGCGACAGGUGGAGGAGGCUGAGGAGGAAAUAGACAGACUGGAAAGUUCUAAGAAGAAGCUGCAGAGGGAGCUGGAGGAACAGAUGGACGUGAACGAGCAGCUGCGGGGGCAGCUGAACUCCAUGAAGAAGGACUUCAGACUUAAGAAGCUGCCAAGCAAAGUGCUGGAUGACGUGGACGGCGACGACGACGACGACCUCAGCACGGAAGGGGGGAGCCUCUAUGAGGCGCCGCUGAGCUACACCUUCCCCAAGGACAGCACCGCCGCCAGCCAGAUCUGAGCCCACUUCCGGGGGCCUGCAGCCGCCCGCAGCGGGAGGCGAGGAAGGGAGCGCCAUCACCUCCUCUUCGCGGACCAGAUAAUUCCUCCCUGUGAUGUCAUGUCCUCCUAGGAUCUCUAUGGCAGCAUAGCUUUGGUAGCUUAGACAGCAGCUAUUGCAGGGUAUGCGUUGAGACGCCUGCAGCCACUUGGCAGGAUGGAGCCCCCGUUCUGCACAGCUGUCUGCAGCACCAUCUGCAUUGCUGCCCCUCUCUGCCCUCCGCCCCCGCCCCCCACCGUCAAGAAAAAGGGUCCAAAUGCUGGUUCCUAUUUAAUAGCCAUUGUGAAGGGGAGGGGAGGAUGCGUAGGCUGUACAUAUUUUAAAUCAGACCUUCUCACAGACUGCUGCUCUUCCAUUUUGGAAUGUUGCAGAGGCUUCGUGGGGUGGCUUGUUUGUAAAGUUCACACAUCUCUAUUGAGUAUUAUUUUUAAAAAUACAAAGCUACUAGAUUUUUAAGUAUUACUGAGCGAGAAGCAAGAGGGAGAAAGUAAAGACCACUCUGGGCAUCAGAGCUGGAAAAAGGAAUUGAUGUGGUGAUAAGGGACAGUUAAUGCUGAGAAGAGAAGUUCAAGUGGUCUUGGUAAAGAACUUGUUGAUGGAGGGAGGGAAAGUCAGAGGUCACUUGUAUCUGUGGUCCUUGGUUGCUUAUUUUAUCUAGAAUUUUGUUAAAAUUUUUGAACCAUGCUGAGACCAAUACCAGUCACCAGCUGCAAUUUCUUUUGCACAGGUGGAGUGGGCAGACAUGUACGUACGGUUUUUGACAAAUGAUGUUGGUUUCCGGGGGCGGGGGUGGAGCCCUCCUGUCGUGUCUUUUUGGUCCUUUCCUCCCGCCUCCAAACUACACUCUCUCCGCCCCUGGACCGGGUGGUUGCCAGGUGGGGACCGUGAGGGUUUGGGAGCAAGGUUCGCGGGCUUAAGCUUGAGGAAGAGGCGUGUGAUGUGCGGUAAGGUUCUGGGGACAGGAAGAAGGGAGAGGAGGUAAGCAGGUGUGUGUGAGCGUGGGUAGGAAGGAGGAGGUGGAAGAGGAAGAAGUUCCUGAAAGCUGGGGGGAUGUGUAGGCAAGAGGCAGAUUGAACACGAUCUCAGGUUUAUGUCAGGAAAGGGAGGAAGGAAGCAGAAGUCAGACAGAGGCAUGUCUGUGCAAACUGGAAGAAUCCUGACUUCUGGGACAGAGGGCCAGCAGCCAGCACCAGGCAGGAGGUAACUGGGACUGGGUGAGGUCUGGGCAAGGCCACGUUGCUGGGAUGGAAUUUCAGGGAGGCACUGAGAGGAUGCUGGGUAUCCCGGCACUUCCUCUUGGCGUUCCUGGUGUCACCUCCACUGUGAUGGUCCCUAGGCAUACACAGAGGCCAGGUCCAGUCACAGCUGGUCAGGGCCAUGGCCAGGGCGGGAACCCUUCGAGUUGUGUGCAUGUGAGUGAGUGUUCAGCUGCCUCACAGUGUCCCCACUUAUCCUGGUAGAUAAGAGGCCUGUGACCCCAGCGCUCCAUGACAGUUGCCACAGGGAGCAGGGAAUCUCAGUGCCCUGCCUACUCCAGGUCACAGAGCGCACCCAGCAGGAUUCAGAGUGAUCAGCCCCAUUUAUGGGUAGGUGUCGUCGCCCCCCCGCCACCACGGGUGAGCCCCCCAGAGCAGAAGAGCCAAGCCCCCUUCUGCCUCUGCUGGGUGGAGUGCUUCUUGCCUCUGCUUACUUAUUUGGAGUAUGGAGAGAUUCCUCCUUUUAGCCAUUCAUUCAUUUCGCAUAUAUUCAUUGGAGGUCCGUGAUAUCCCAGUCUUUGGCACUGGGGACACAGCAGUGAAUAAAGUGGAUCAAAAUCCCUCCCUUCCUGGAGCGCUGUCAGGGGAGAGGGUGUGAUAGACAACAGUCACACCAAUGAACACAGAGGCUGAGCCCCUUCAAACCUAGCCCCGGAGCCCCUCUGUCCUCUUGGGGAGGCAGCAAGCCUGUGGUUGGUUGACUGGCUCAUUGGAACCCACAGGGGUUCUUCGACUCUCAUAUGUUGUUGAGUUCCCCGCUGCUUCCACCACCAUUAGGUAUUUGCCAAGAAGCCUGCCCAGCAAUGCUUCCGCCCGCUCAGCACUACAGAUUAGAAGAUGGGAAAAUUUGGGGGCCCAAGAACUUUGGGAGCGAGUCAGCAUCUGUCUUGGUUUGUGAGAAAGUUUCUGCCUCUCAUUCUAGCCAGUUCCUUCUGGUAGCCAUGAGGCAGCCUGCAAGAAACAAACUGCCUGUGAAAAGAGAACAGAGCUCACCAUUCAGAAGAUCUGCAUCUUUACCCUAAAACUGGGACAUUAAAAAUGUCAACAAAUGUGCCCUCCUGCGCUGUAAUGGGGCUGGCGGUGAACUGAAUGCGUGCAGUGCACCAGGAUGGGAGGAACACGAGCCUGGGAGCUGAGAGGGGAGAUGUUUUCAAGUCCCAGCUCAUCUUGCCGUGGUGACCUUGACAGGGGUGACCUUCAGAGGCCUGCCCUCAGAGCGGCAGAUGACGCGGAAUGAUUGAGGACCAGGGCUCAAGGUCCUUGCCAGCUCUGACACGCUGUCAUUCUUUGAUUUUAUUAUGUACACAUAUAUAUUUUUUUCUGUUCGUUGCUUUAAGAACUAACCCUACUCGAGAGUAUUUUCUUUAGCUAGUUUAAAAAGAAAAAAAAAAUAUUUUAUUUAAUAAACAAGUAUGUGGCCAAAUGCAGUGCUGAAGAGACAAUCAUCAUAAAGCUUUAUAAUUUUUCUUCCUGCUUCUGAGUGUCGUCCGACAAUGCCGAUAGGCUUAGUUUGUUGGGUUUCUGCUUUCGGGUAUGGUUUGAUGGGCUAGGUUUGUCACCGGGAAGAGACAUUCUUAGGCAGCGACCUCCGUGUAAGUGAACUCCUGGAGAAAAGCAAGUUUGCCUUUCAAUAAACGGUAUCACCCA
Molecule: messenger RNA, 3736 nt
Organism: Physeter macrocephalus (sperm whale)
Lineage: Eukaryota; Metazoa; Chordata; Mammalia; Artiodactyla; Physeteridae
Product: cingulin-like protein 1
Exons: 5
Coding region: 171-794 (207 amino acids)
Biological process (GO): protein localization to cell-cell junction
Cellular component (GO): myosin complex; bicellular tight junction
Source: RefSeq, a predicted model, not a curated record